Messenger RNA from Spodoptera exigua (beet armyworm), 282 nucleotides. The record is from the annotation of a GenBank genome assembly. NCBI's taxonomy places the organism in Eukaryota, Metazoa, Arthropoda, Insecta, Lepidoptera, Noctuidae.
GUAAAAAUAUUAUUCAUUGAGUGCAUGAACCAUAUUUUACAGGAAAAUCUGGUUUUAUUUUUAUGACAUGUACAAAAUCUACAGCGAAAAUUAUUCCGAAGCUUCUAUUUUUUCUUUGUACUUUCGUUUUUUGUUAUUACUUUUUAAGUAAAGUCGGUUAUCUUUUUAUUUAUUUUUACAUAUUUCCGUAGCACAAUCAUCUGAUAAAAGUAAUGAAUCAAUUCUCAGAAUAGUGUUUAACCGUUAUCAACUUAAUAUCUAAUUAUCACGCAUAUCCAUUAG